Molecule: messenger RNA, 3363 nt
Organism: Actinia tenebrosa (Australian red waratah sea anemone)
Lineage: Eukaryota; Metazoa; Cnidaria; Anthozoa; Actiniaria; Actiniidae
Product: anoctamin-4
Biological process (GO): chloride transmembrane transport
Cellular component (GO): plasma membrane
Molecular function (GO): protein dimerization activity; chloride channel activity
Source: RefSeq, a predicted model, not a curated record
CAAAACCUACAUUGAAUUUUCAAUUAAACAAGAGUCUUUAGUGAAAGAGUCAUUUGUUUCCCUUCCUGACUAGUUUUGUGCUAAAAUAUUCAAGUCAGGAAGAAUAGAGGGAAUCGUUUUGUAUGAUUUUUUAUCACUCUUGCAUCUUUCUCGUGCAAGACAUGCAGGAAAUAAUUUUUUGGGAAGCUAAUUACCAUUUUCAAUAGUACCUGGAGUGUGAAUGACUCACACCCUGUUUUCAAGCUCGGCUACUAGAAACUCUGAAUUCCAUCGGAGAUUUGAAGGGUGACACUGCUAUAAGUGAUGGCCGACUUAAAAGCAGUUCAUUCCAGAGGUGAUACAGAUGAAGACGACGUGCUCCUCGAAAUGGAAGGCAAGAACGGUAACACUGAUUCUGGCAAUCCACUAGGACUGUACUUUGAAUCUGGGGGUCAUAAAAUCGACUACAUCUUGGUGUACGAACGGUGCCCAGAGGAUGAAGAGAAAGAUGACGAAGAGGCCAAGAAGGCUGAAGAACAUGAAGAGAAACGAGAGGCGUUUGAAAAAGCAUUAGGAGAGGAAGGUUUGCUGAUUGAACGAGACGAAAGCAUAUCACCUCAGCCGAGAGAAAAACCAACAACGAUGCAGAGACUACGUAAUAACUUGUGCUUGGGCAAGGAUAAAAAUGAACAACAUAUGAAAAAUAAACCCAACAGGAAACAAACCGAACACGCUGAAGCUACGGCAACUAAUGAGGCUUUUAAAAAAGACGAAGCAGAUAAACCUCUUGAGAUAAACGUUGAGCCAAUUAAAGUCGACCACAAGGACUGUAGAGAAGAGACAGAUUUGCAGCCAGAGGAUGUUAAAAAUGAUACUUCUAACAAAAAUAUUGAAAAACAGACAGAAGUACAGAUAAAAGAAACCGAUGCUAGCAGCACAGAUAUUAACAAGGAAGUUCACAGGACAUUUGUCAAGCUGCACAUUCCAUGGAAAACCUUGUCUAAGAAAGCUGAAGAAAUUAUGCUGAAGGCUCCCCUGAUGAAAAGCGAUAUCCAAGUCAAGUGCUGGGGCGAGAGAGUCUUAGGUAAACGCAUAAUGAAUGGUAUUCGUCGUCUGAAUCCUCUUACAAUCAAGGACAGCGUGAUAACAGAAAAACCCACCUAUUUCAAGGCUUACUACAAGCAAAGAAAACACGAUAAGUAUCUUGGCUCUAGUGAAAAUGAAAAGAUGUUUUCAACGUUAGAUCGUCAGUAUGCAGUGCAGAGGAYAUGCUUCACAACACGCUUUGCCGAGGGACCCAAGGGAGUUGGGCUCAAACACCUUCUCUAUCAAGGUGCCUAUGUGGCUGCAUACCCUCUUCAUGAUGGCGAUGAUGACGUCAAAGACGGACGCUUGCCUGAUAACGAUCGCCAAAGGCUGAAAAUGGAAUGGAGUCCCCUGAAGAGAAUGUUCAAGUACCAACCCUAUGAUACCAUCAAGGAUUACUUUGGCACUGCUAUCGCACUUUACUUCGCAUGGCUUGGAUUUUACACCGCCAUGUUAGUGCCGCUGUCCAUUGUUGGUCUGCUGGUCUUUAUUUAUGGGAUUGCUUCCGCGGGCUCAAGUCCUCCUGUCGUGGAUUCGUGUAAUGAUUCUUUGAAGGGUUACUUUUACAUGUGUAACCUUUGUGAUCGUCAGUGUUCGUACUGGGACCUAGUGACGACUUCCUGUGCUUAUGCUUAUGUAACGAACUUCUUCGACAACGAUGGCACCGUAUUUCUGGCCAUUUUUACAUCAGUGUGGGCUACUUUAUUUCUCGAGUUUUGGAAGAGACGUCAAGCUGUCCUUGCACACCAUUGGCACGUGGCAAAUUUUGAAGAGGAGGAGGAACAGAUUCGUCCAGAGUUUGCCACAACCGCCCCAACGCUUAGAAAGAACCCUGUGACUGGAUUGAUGGAGCCUCAUAUACCAAAGCGAACCUUGUACCAACGUUAUGGAGCCAUUGGUAGUAUCAUUACUUUCAUGAUCUUCCUUGUCAUCGCAGCUGUUGUUGGUGUAGUUGUCUAUCGUGGUGCUGUGUUCGCCGCCUUGAGUGCUGACCAAAACUUGACCAUUAGGAAGAAUUCUCGUAUCAUCACCUCCUGCACUGCUGCCCUCAUCAACUUGGUCUGCAUCAACCUGCUAAAGUUUCUUUACAUCCGACUGGCUGUUUGGCUGACCAAUUGGGAAAAUCCACGAACUAAGACAGACUAUGAGGACAGCUUCACCUACAAGAUGUACCUCUUCCAGUUUGUCAACACGUACGCCUCCAUAUUCUACAUUGCCUUCUUUAAGUCAGACCUUGUUGUGGGUACACCCGGGCUCAGUAAACGCAUCUUUGGAGGAAUUCGAUUGGAUGGCUGCAGUGAACAGGGAUGCUUCUUGGAAUUGUGCAUUCAAUUGCUCAUUAUCAUGGUGGGACAGCAAGUUAUUGGCAAUAUCACCGAGAUAGCUAUUCCAGCUCUUCAGACGUGGUGGAAAGAGCGUAAGGAACCCAAGAACAAGCAAUUGCCCCAGUACAUACAGGACUUCAACCUUAGUGCCCUUGAAGAGCAUUUUAUGUUCUGGGAGUACCUGGAAAUCGUUCUUCAGUACGGUUUCGUAACGAUGUUCGUGGCAGCCUUCCCUUUGGCUCCGCUCUUUUCUCUGCUCAAUUCAGUCAUCGAAAUUCGAGUGGAUGCAAUCAACUUUGUCACCCAGUUCAGACGACCUGAUACUGUGAUUGCAGAAGAUAUCGGCGCCUGGACACGUAUCCUCGAUGUCUUGACUCGCAUCUCUGUACUGGUCAACGCCUUCAUUCUCGCUUUUACCUCGGAGUUCAUCCCGAAGUUGGUGUACAAGAACAUGGGCGACGGGACAUUGAAUGGAUAUCUCAAUAACAGCCUUUCAAGUAUCAAUGUUUCGUAUUUUGAAGCAGGGUCCGAGCCUCACGAUAAGUACCAGAAUGGAUUGAACUACACGCGUCCUAUUUGCAGGUACAAAGGCUAUUACGAAUCCCAGCCACCAUUUGGCCCAACCAAAAYCUACUGGCACGUGAUCGCUGCACGCUUGGCUUUCGUGUUUGUAUUCCAAUACACAGUCUACGCCAUCACUGCCUUUAUUGCAAACGUCAUCCCUGACAAACCAGCCUCCUUAGAUCUCCGUAUGCGGCGAGAGGAGCACAUCACUAAAAAAGUACUGUAUGGCAAGGGAAACAAAGAUAACAGUGAUGAUGUUGAUUCUGGACACAGCAACAUGCUGUAGUGCUGCACGUCGAGAAAAACGCAGUUCGCUCGAUCAUUAAAGUGAAAUAGUAUUCAAAAAACUUGGUAAAUUCUUCCGACUAGAGACAACUUUUGAAUCCAGAUAAUUCAUUAAAAAAAAAAA